AUGGCAGUCCCAAAGAAACGUACUUCUAUGUCAAAAAAGCAUAUUCGUAGAAAUUAUUGGAAGAGAAAGGGAUAUAAAGCCGCGGUAAAAGCUUUUUCUUUAGGUAAAUCUGUUUCUACCGGGCAUUCAAAAAGUUUUUUUGUGCAACAAACAACAACAAAAACAAACAAAUAA
Molecule: messenger RNA, 174 nt
Organism: Amborella trichopoda
Lineage: Eukaryota; Viridiplantae; Streptophyta; Magnoliopsida; Amborellales; Amborellaceae
Source: the annotation of a RefSeq genome assembly